Owenia fusiformis is the source of this 331-nucleotide messenger RNA. Lineage: Eukaryota; Metazoa; Annelida; Polychaeta; Sabellida; Oweniidae. The record is from the annotation of a GenBank genome assembly.
CCUGCUAUGUCAGUGUAUUGGCUUUAGAUGCUAAGAGACAAGAGAAGAAUCACUAUGACAUCAGCUGUUGUGCUAAAUCAGACACCAUGGAGGAAUCUGAGAAAACUCCUGGCAUCCUGUACGAUACCUAUGAGAAAUACUACGCACCAUUCCUUCUACGCGAUUAUGUCCGUAUUCCUGUGAUGGUGGUUUUUAUGGGAUGGGCAUGUGCAUGUAUUGGGAUGAUUGGCCAUGUGGAAGUGGGACCAGACCAGAAAUUAUCCAUACCAGAGGAUUCAUAUGUGCUAAACUACUUCAACAACCGAAAUGAGUACCUCUCUGUUGGCGCCCC